This is a messenger RNA of Syngnathus acus (greater pipefish), 1084 nucleotides long. It is a transcript of the gene msmo1, whose product is annotated as methylsterol monooxygenase 1. The record is from RefSeq and is a predicted model, not a curated record. The transcript is spliced from 6 exons. Gene Ontology annotation, biological process: sterol biosynthetic process. Gene Ontology annotation, molecular function: C-4 methylsterol oxidase activity; iron ion binding. Lineage: Eukaryota; Metazoa; Chordata; Actinopteri; Syngnathiformes; Syngnathidae. Bases 86 to 964 code for a protein of 292 amino acids.
CGUAAGGCUGGUCACUCGACUACUUGACGCGCGAGGCCACCAGGUACAUUUCACACAUACACAACACGCAAGCCAGUGCAAAGUCAUGGAGGUGAACGGCACAGCAAACAUCUUGAGCUCGGCCUACCUGGCGGCAGAGUAUGUGGACGCAUUCUUGCCCAGGAACCCCUUGCAGUCCCCGUUCAAGCACGCGUGGGACUACAUGAUGGACAACUACACAAAGUUCCAGAUUGCCACCUGGGGCUCGCUCAUCGUGCAUGAGUUCAUCUACUUCCUCUUUUGCCUCCCUGGCUUCAUCUUCCAGUUCCUGCCCUUCAUGCAGAAGUACAAGAUCCAACCGGACAAGCCGGAGACAUGGGAUAAGCAGUGGCGGUGCUUCAAGAUGUUGCUGUUCAACCACUUCUUCAUCCAGCUGCCACUCAUCUGCGGCACGUAUUAUUUCACCGAGUUCUUCAACAUCCCUUACGACUGGGACUCCAUGCCGCGAUGGCCAUACGUCAUGGCUCAGUGCUUCGGCUGCGCUGUAGUGGAGGACGCAUGGCACUACUUCCUCCAUCGACUUCUCCACCAUCGAAGGAUCUACAAGUACAUCCACAAAGUCCACCACGAGUUCACUUCGCCGUUUGGCAUGCAGGCCGAGUACGCCCACCCCGCCGAAACCAUCAUCUUGGGGGCGGGCUUCUUCAUUGGCAUCAUGAUCUUCUGCAACCACGUCUUCUUCCUAUGGGCCUGGGUGGCCGUGCGCCUGCUGGAGACCAUCGACGUGCACAGCGGGUACGACAUUCCCAUCAAUCCUCUGCACCUGGUACCGUUCUACGCCGGCGCCCGCUUCCACGACUUCCACCACAUGAACUUUGUGGGCAACUACGCCUCCACCUUCACUUGGUGGGACAAGCUGUUCAACACUGACAAUCAAUACAACAAGCACAUGCACAAAGACAGAGAGGGCAAGAAGAUGCAGUAAAAACAACACGCUGUCUCAAAUCUGAUCUGGAUUCAAACCGGAAUGUCACGUCAGUGCCUUUUUUUGGCAGUUUUGCGGUCUUCUCUUUGGGCAAAAAUACAACCAUAAACAUUCUCUUUU